This is a messenger RNA of Acipenser ruthenus (sterlet), 3672 nucleotides long. Its product is annotated as bombesin receptor-activated protein C6orf89 homolog. Lineage: Eukaryota; Metazoa; Chordata; Actinopteri; Acipenseriformes; Acipenseridae. Bases 1035 to 2039 code for a protein of 334 amino acids. Gene Ontology annotation, cellular component: nucleolus; Golgi membrane. The record is from RefSeq and is a predicted model, not a curated record. The transcript is spliced from 7 exons.
GUGUCAUACCUCACCAAUGUUUACUAAACAUUUCAAGGAACUAUUUUCAAUAGUAGAACAUAGGGAGUAAAUAGAUUAGCAUAAAAUGAAAGCUAAUCCUAUUUUUAAUAAUAGAAAAUUAAAAUGUAUGUCUGUAAAUUAAAUUGUGCUCUUUUUUUUAACGAAUCUGCUGAUGGCGUAUCCCAGACUGGAUGUUUAUACUGUAAAGCAGGAAGGGCUGACGAGAGCUUUGAGUUUGACAGCGUAGAUGCGAGCUGGUGAAAAUUAGACUAUUAAACUGUAUUGGUGAAGCUAUACGAAUAGCAAUCACAGAAUGUUGUUUUGUUUUUGCAUACGUCUUAUGAACAGCGUAUCCCUAUAAAACCAGGAGUUCUGCUAUCAUAUUCAUUAACUAAACCUGAAUACUGACCUUGAUUGCGAAACUUUACACCGGUGCAUAUACCUCAGUUUACUGUAAGUGUAUGCAAUAAUAUUUAGUUUUUUAAGAAUAAUUUUGUCAGAACUGUAGAAGUUUUGCCAGUCAGUAAGGAGACAGGAUUUUAAACAAAGAUGUAAAGUUUGUGUGUGUGUGUGUGUUUUUUUUUUUUUUUUGUAUUAGAAAAAAAAUAACUAAAGCAGAAAAAUCUCAUGGAGAUCGGUAAGAUAGCUACGGCAAAUAAGAUGAGUUUAAUAAUCGUGAAUGUGCUUGCACAAGCUACGGCAGCUUUCUAAACAUUUUAUAAUUGUAUAUAAGGAAGUACCUUAAACAUCUACGUAAUGUAUGACAAAUAUUAACUUCCCUAUACCGAGAGCUGAAAUGACAAAUUACUCGCGCAACAUUCAUUGGACCGCCCUGCUAGUAAGUAAGUAGUAAAAAAUGUAAAGAAAAAAAUAAAGAUGAAGAGACACAGACGAUUCUUAUUUUGGCUGUUAACCUUUACAAAGCGUUUUGAAAACCAUAGUGGACUUAGCUCAGAGGGUAAAACCACUGAUCCUGUAACAAGAGAAACGCCUCAGAACUGACUGAAACUUCACAUCGUAAACGUAUAUAAACAAUGGGACUGGCACCGAGCGAGCCAUGCAUCUAUGAGAAGCUGUCUGAAAGUGUCGAUAUCCUGAGGCGAUCCGGGUAUCGAUAUGGAAUGUCGGAGAGGGAGAUCGAGAAGUUCAUAAAGCAGGUGCUGGAAACGAAUGAGCCCAGGCGAGAGCCGCCCCAAUUCCCCAUCCUGCUGGCAGCGUGCAAGCUUGUAAUUGCACUGGGAUUCCUCUUGGUGGCAGUGCUGGCGUUCACCUACCCUCUUAGCUUUCCACAGUACAGGUUUCCUGUGGGUCAUGCUCACAACUGGUCCUCUCCCAUCAGCCACGUGCGCCUCCUGUCUCUGCCCAUUGCCAAGAAGUACAACCUCGAAGGGUUCCACGAGUGGUGGAGAUCCCAUAAGAAGGGGCACUCUGGAGCUGCAGUGAACUGCUCCGAAUGUGCCUCGGUGUCGGCUGUGCUGGAGGUGUGGAAGGGUCAGGGCUUCCCAGACUGCAUACUUCAGGGAGUGCAGCCCGUAGUAAUUGAGGGGGGCCAGUCCUUAACCCUGUCCUAUGCAGACCUGGAGCAGCUGUACUCCAGGCAGCAGGAGUUCAUGGACCUUUUCAUCAGGGAGCAGGAAAACCUGAUCGUCCUGGCGCAGGAAUUCCCAAAGGAGCCCUCCGACUUCAUACUGCUGUGGAAGCCCCAGCUGGUGAGCCGUCAGGAGGUGCUGCAGGGGCUGUUCCCCAGUGCGGAGCUGCAGAGAGUCCUGGACAGGGAGGGGGUCUCUCUGAAGCGCUGCCUGGUGACAGACAGCCAGGGGCUGCAGAGCAAGGCCCAGCAGGUGUACAGAUGGCUGGUGGUGGGGAGCGGGCAGCCUUCGCUGAGAAUCCUCCCGCUCGCGGAGUGCCGAGGGCAGUGCAGCUCCUUCAACGUGUGGCUGGAACCAGGGGACAUGGUCUAUGCCGAUUCCAAGUUCUGGCAGAUGGACCUGUUUCCAGGCCGGGGACAGAGCAUCGUUUGUGACGGCUUUGCUUUCUGAUCAGCCCCUGCAAGCAGUCUGUGGAAAGAUAAGCGGAUGCCAGCCAGCUCCUGCAGCGAAACAGCAACGUCAGUCUGUCUGUCUGCCUGUCUGACUAGGACUCCACCCACUAAACCAGGCCCUCCAGGACUGUGAUUGGACCCCCUGCACUAAACAAUGUCUGAACACCCAGCUGCCUGAUGUCACCAACGCUGGCCAAAAUGCAUGAAGCAUCUUGUAAACAACAGACGUGACCAAUGAAACUCUCUCCAAAUCUGUAUGUCAGUCUGUCAAUGAGAACCGCAGUGAACUUGUUUUGUGGAAGCUCACCACUGCUGUGUUUUGUGCUGUGUUUUUGAAAAAAAAAGCCCUGCAUUUAAAUGUACAUCUGUUUUGAAUUAGCAGCAGACAGUUUAAGGAAUGGCUUGCUCAAGGGCCUUAUCGAAUCUCUACAAUAGCAAUAACGCUGGACAUGGCACGCUGAACCCAUACUUAUUGGAAAGGUCCUGUGUUUGUAUUCCUGGGUCAGUCCUGUGCAGUAACUGAUCUAAUGUGCUAAUAAGAAGCAUUACUGAAUCAGGGUUUGAAUGAGGGUUGGGUCAAUUAGCAGGUCUGUCUUCACACAGAGAGUAAAUAGAAUAAAAGAAACACUACUACCGGUUUCACACAAGGCUGCUUUUGUUUUGUCUUGCUUUGUUUUUUUCAUUCUAAAUAUUCUUUUUUAUUACUUUUUGGCUCUUGUGUGUAUCCGAUACUGUUCAGGUCAGUAUGCACAUGAGUGAAAGGUUUACAGAUCACUCAGAUGCUCCCAUCACUCGAAUCUCUCUGAAGGGUAAAGGCCUGUGCAGUUUGAAGGGCGGGUCUGUCUGUGCUGUGGAGUGUUCCGCGCCCCAGCUGUCAUGACAUCACCACACAGCAUAGGAGGGUGGGACCCUGCACCUGUUCCCAGUGAGCUCAGCCCCUCUCCUCCCGGCGCCCCGGUGUCCUCUGGGGGUCCCAGCUGCUUCUCGCUGGCUUCCAGCACACAUGGAACGCAUUAUCUUGUUUCCUGUAGAAAUAUAAUUUAUUUUCUGUGGGUUUUAUUGCAUAACAGUGACCAAGCCUCAUGUCUGGUGGUAUUCAAGUAUGUGGAGCACGGACUUUACCGUUCCGUCUUGCUUAACUGUGUGUGCAUGUCAUUACUAUACACUGCCAGCACCACAUGCUGUAGUACCCAAUCAUGGGCAUUUCAUUUUCCAGCAAAAUCAUUUCUCCCUGCAUUCUCCACAGGCAAGAUCAGCAAAAUGAUGAUGAUUAUUAUUACUAAUAUUAUUAUAAAAAAAAAAAAAAAGUAUUGCAACUGUUUAAUUGUUGCUGUAAUUCCUCAUUGCAUACAGCCAAAGACUAGGGUGUCUAAGGACUUGAAUUUGGGGUGGUCUCGCUAUUAGCCUGUAGAGCCCCACACCACAGGUUAAGUGUCAGUAUCCUUGUGUUUGGUUAAACAUUUUUAAAUAUUUGUAUUGGGGGAUGUGUAAAUAAUCUGAAUAAUCAAAAAAAAGGGUAAAAAUACAUUAUGUAUGUACAAAUAUUGGUUUGGAUUGGAUGUGAUUUUUUUUCUUUCUCCAAAGGUUUGGAUAAUGUUUAUAAAUAAAAUUCGUAUUGUUCUCUAAAAUAA